Achroia grisella is the source of this 1770-nucleotide messenger RNA. RefSeq lists its product as uncharacterized. The coding region runs from base 1 to 1770 and encodes 589 amino acids. Lineage: Eukaryota; Metazoa; Arthropoda; Insecta; Lepidoptera; Pyralidae. Gene Ontology annotation, molecular function: nucleic acid binding. The record is from RefSeq and is a predicted model, not a curated record. The transcript has a single exon. Gene Ontology annotation, biological process: DNA integration.
AUGGCCAAUAUUAAAGCGAAUCCAUAUGUUUCCAAUAGGGUUAAGGAAAUAAAUUCUUUAACUAAAGAUUUUCAAUGGUCAUAUGUAAAAACUUCUGAUAAUCCUGCAGACUUGCUCACAAGGGGAAUUGAUCCACAUAAAUUGCAAUCAAAUUAUUUGUGGUGGCAUGGUCCUAAAGAUUUAAUAAAUAAUAAAUUUUGCCAUACACCUGCCGACUGUAGCUAUCCCAUAGUAAAUCAUGAGCCUGAAUUAUCAGUGAAUGUCUACUGUAUAGAUCCAUCUGUAUUCGAUUUAUUUCAAAAAAUUUCUGAUAUUAAUAAAUUACAAAGAGUCAUCUCUUAUAUUUUACGUUUUAAAAAUAACUGUCUCAGUCAAGAAAAAUUUAGUGGUUCGCUGAUGCCUAAAGAGCUCUAUAACGGACUCUCAGUAGUAAUUCGGUGUAUUCAAAGAAAAUACUUUCAUAAGGACAUAGAGUCAAUGAUAAAGGGAAAACCUAUUAAAUCUGGUUUAGCUAAUCUUUACCCAUAUUUAGAUCAAACUGGUGUUCUCAGAGUAGGAGGGCGUCUACAAAAUGCGAAAAAUAUUUCCUUUGAUAAAAUGCACCCUGCUAUACUUCCAAAAUCUUCUCAUAUUACUCAUUCCAUAAUUCGAAGAGAACAUCUUAGAUUGUUACAUGCUGGUCCAAAGCUUGUAUUAAGCUCCUUAUCUCAAAGAUAUUGGCUUAUUAGUGGAACUCGCGAGGUCAAAAAGGUGGUGAAUAAAUGCAUAAAGUGUGCUCGUUUGAAAGCAGAAGCUUCUAAACAAUUAAUGGGGUCUCUACCACAAGAUAGGCUGACAGCUAACAGACCAUUUCAAAUUGUGGGUGUGGACUUCUGCGGUCCAUUCAGCAUCAAAAUUCCACGAAGUAGAAAGCCGGUUCUUAGUAAGGCAUACAUAGCGCUAUUUGUUUGCUUUGCUUGUAAAGCCAUCCAUGUUGAGUUGGUAAGUGACCUCACCACAGAAGCAUUUUUGGCAUGUCUCAAACGUUUUAUUGCUCGACGAGGCUUGCCUACUCAUAUAUAUUGCGACAACGCGAAAACCUUUAAAGGUGCUUCAAAUCAAUUAAAAGACUUAUAUGAAUUGUUUUCUAAAAAAGCUCAUAAAAAUGACAUAGAAAAUUUUUGUUCUAAAAGUCAUAUAACAUUUAAAUUUAUUCCUAGUUACUCACCUGAAUUUGGAGGGCUUUGGGAAGCCGGGGUUAAGAGUGUUAAGAGCCAUCUUAAAAGAAUUGUGGGGAAUCUUUCUUUAACUUUUGAAGGACUUUACACUGUAAUUACAGAAAUUGAAGCAGUACUUAAUUCGAGACCUUUGCUUCCCAUGAGCUCAGAUAUCUCUGAUUGUAAAUACUUGACACCUGGCCAUUUUUUAAUAGGCACGGCAAUGACCAGCUUACCUGAAAUUGAUUAUUCUUAUAAAGAUAUUAGUAAAUUAAAAUUUUGGCAAAUUCUUUCUAAAUUAAAGCAAGAUUUCUGGAAAGCUUGGUCGCGUGACUACCUGACCCAAUUGCAGAGCAGGCCAAAGUGGUUGCAUCCACAUAAUAAUUUAAAAGUUGGAGAUCUUGUCAUUGUAAAAAAUGAUAAUCUUUCUCCUUUAAAUUGGCCCAUGGCCAGAAUUGUUAAAAUAUUUCCGGGACCUGAUGAUAAAGUCAGGGUUGCUGAAGUAAAAAUGGGUAAUAAAAUAUACACUAGGUCUUUUAGAAAAUUAUGUCCACUUCCUAUAGAUGGACAAUAA